AUACCACUUCUCUUAGCGUCUCAAAUACACGUGAUUAUAAUAGUCGAUUUUAAUAAUAAUUGUUUUGACUUAAAUAAAAUAUUAUGCAUAUGGCGUGAAAAUAAUGUAAAUUAAUUUUAUCAUUUAUUGUAUUAUUACAAAAGAACUAAAGGCGAAUUCUGAAAAUUAUCAACACCCUGUCGGCUCAUUCAGGAAAUAAAACACACACUGUCACUACCACUUCACACUCUUGUAACAUAAAUAGCUACUUUAUCUUUAGAUUAUAGGUGAUUUGUUAAAUAUAUUUUAAAAAUAAGCCUUCAAAUAAUAUACAUCCAAAAAUAUAUUGAAACGAUAAUAAGAUAGAAGACAGAUUUUUGAUAAAAUAUUUUACAGUAUUUUAUACAAGAAUGGAUAUUUUAAAAUCAUUCUUUAAUAAUGGCAUAGAUUCCAAAUAUGGCCUUGCGAUUUGUGUUAUUACUAGUUAUUGUUUCUAUAAAUUUGUAAUGCGUCGAAUACCGUGGAUUAACAAACCUGUGUCGAAAAACGAUUAUACGAUUGUUCCAUAUCCGGGAUUUACUAUUAAUGAAGAUUGUAAAUUAGUAUUAGUUGUAAGGAAUGAUUUAAAAAUGGGCAAAGGAAAGGUUGCUGCUCAAUGCGCACAUGCAGCUGUAGCAGCAUAUAAAAAUUGUAUAAAAUAUCCUCUCGUUCUAAGAGCUUGGGAAAAUUGCGGUCAAGUGAAAAUCGCUGUUAAGGUGAAUAGUGAGGAUGAACUAAAAGCAGUAGCAAAAGCAUCAAGAGAAGUUGGUUUAAUAACAAAUGUAAUACACGACGCGGGACUCACGCAAAUAGCACCAGGAAGUAAAACUGUAUGCGCGGUGGGCCCUGGGCCAGUGAAAUUUAUUGACUUAGUAACUGGGCAUUUAAAACUUUAUUAAAAUUCUCUUAUAAGGAAAAGAAAUAAAAUAAAAAAUAAAAGGAAGGUUCCUUUCAAUUAUUAAA
Polistes canadensis is the source of this 981-nucleotide messenger RNA. RefSeq names its product peptidyl-tRNA hydrolase 2, mitochondrial-like. Lineage: Eukaryota; Metazoa; Arthropoda; Insecta; Hymenoptera; Vespidae. Gene Ontology annotation, molecular function: peptidyl-tRNA hydrolase activity. The transcript has 4 exons. Gene Ontology annotation, cellular component: cytosol; mitochondrion. The record is from RefSeq and is a predicted model, not a curated record. Bases 390 to 917 code for a protein of 175 amino acids.